ACGUAUAUUUAAACAGGUUCAGCUUAGUGCACAAUCAAACUCAAUAGCGUAAAGUCUAUCAAUAUGUUUGCCAACAAAGUGGUGCUUGUGACCGGAGGAAGUUCAGGUAUUGGCGCGGCUACUGUAGAGCUGUUCGCUAAAGAAGGAGCAUCAGUCGCCAUCGUCGGCAGAAACGAAACCCGACUGCAGGAAGUCGCUAAGAAAUGCGAACAAUAUGGAGCUCCAACCCUCGUCAUCAAAGCUGAUGUCUCUAAAGAAGAAGAAGCAAAAACUGUCGUUCAACAAACUGUAGACAAAUUUGGGAAACUCGAUGUGCUGGUUAAUAACGCUGGCAUUCUACGCCAUGCGACUGUAACCGACCCCAAAUUGUUGGAGAAUUUUGACGAAAUUAUGAACACGAAUUUGCGUCCUGUGGUCCUUUUAAGCAGUCUUGCUAUUCCUCACCUGAUCGCGUCUAAAGGAAACAUCGUUAACGUAUCCAGUGUUUUGGCUACUUGGAUCAAGAUUCCUGGGACGAUUUCCUACUGCAUGUCCAAAGCUGCUAUGGACCAUUUUACCAGAGGAGCUGCGACAGAGCUAGCUCCUCAUGGUGUCAGGGUAAACUCUAUCAACCCUGGACCGGUCUUGACAGAUAUUGCUACAAACGCCGACAUGCCUAAAGAUUUGAAUCAGGACAAUAUCGUGGAAAAGCUAACUGCUUUAGGCAGAUUUUCUGAAUCUGAAGAGAUUGCUGAAUUGAUCCUGUACCUAGCAAGGGCUCCCAGUGUUACCGGUUCUUGUUAUCUCAUUGAUAAUGGAAUGUAUCUGAAGUAAACUUAUUAAUUUAAAGUACAACUUUUUUGAAUUAAUAAUUAUGUAAGUGUAAUUUUACUUAAUGCAAUAAAAAUCAUUUCUUCAUUUA
Molecule: messenger RNA, 901 nt
Organism: Helicoverpa armigera (cotton bollworm)
Lineage: Eukaryota; Metazoa; Arthropoda; Insecta; Lepidoptera; Noctuidae
Product: glucose 1-dehydrogenase 2
Exons: 1
Coding region: 64-813 (249 amino acids)
Molecular function (GO): oxidoreductase activity
Source: RefSeq, a predicted model, not a curated record